UUGAGCAAAAAAUAAUUAAAAAAAUAUAAAUUACACUUACCAUGUCUGCAGCCCUGCACUCUGCAGUUUCCUGUCUCCUGCCCAUCCCUGUGUUUUCUUCUCUCUCUCUGACUCGAGAUUUUAUAUUUUUACUAUAUUCCUGAUUUGAAAAAUCCCAUUUUUUAAGCAUAUUUUGAGUUACUUGUCCCCCAUUUCUCUGCAAUACGUUAUCAUAUUCAAUGAUAGUUACCACACCCGUUAUAGACUGGUCUAAAGCUACCUGGCAGAUGUAACAAAUUGGCAUUUUGAGCUAAAAAUGCAAUUCUGGAUCUAAAGUUACAAUCUUUCUUGAUUUUAAAGACACCCCAUUUGAAUAAAAGCUAUAACAAUGGUGGGUUUGGUUGAUUCUUGGUGUUUCUGUAAUGGGGGUGGCAAGUCUGAAAAAAUGAAAGCUACCAUUUUUUCAGGCAAAGGUUCUGCUAUGGCUUAUAUAGCUUCGAGUGGCACUGGUUUCUUGAUCCACCGGAAUUUGCUGCUUACUACCCAUAUAAUACUUCCUUCUGUGGUUGCUGCUGAAGCUGCUGAGAUCCGUCUUCAAAACGGAGUUGUUGCUUGCCUUUUUCCACACAGGUUUUUUAUUACCAGCUCCGUACUAGAUCUGACUAUAGUGGGCCUUGACGUCAUGGAUGGAGACACAAAUGCACAUGUUCAGCAACCUCACUACCUGAAAACUUGCUCUAAACCUAAUCUUGAGCUGGGUAAUGCCGUCUACCUGUUAGGUUAUAGCGAGAAAAAGGAGUUGACAGUUGGCGAAGGAAAAGUGGUAAUAGCCACUGACAACCUUAUAAAGCUGUCAACUGAUGGAAUAACUUGGAGGCCGGGUUCUGCUGGUUUUGAUGUUCAUGGCAAUCUAGCCUUCAUGGUGUGUGAUCCAAUGAAGCUAGCAACAUCUCCUAACUCAAAAUCCUCAUCAACUUCGCCAUCUCCAUUAUCAUCAUGGAAAGACUGUCCCAUGCAAUUUGGUAUACCCAUCCCUAUCAUAUGCGACUGGUUGAACCAACACUGGGAAGGAAGCCUUGAUGACCUCAAUAAACCAAAGUUACCACUGAUUCGGCUGAUGUCUACUGGUCAAAGAAGUGAUCAUUCUUGUGCAUCCUUCACAAUGCGGUGUGUUUUUAAGUCAACUGAAGCUGAAAAUGACUGCACACCAUCAUCUUCGAGCGGAUUGCCCCGACCUAGAGAAGAUCCUGGACCAAGCUGUUCUGCUGUUCCCACUAACUUGGAAGAGGAAACAGUAAUUACUCAUGUCCAGGGAAUUCCAACUCCUGAAAUUUUUGAGUCACGGAGAUUAACUUCAACACCAGUUGGGAAGAGUGAGAGUACUCAAAUCCAGCUUUUGGAUAUUAACUUUCCACCAAGGAUUCUCAUCAAAGCUGCUGGAUCACCACAGCAUGUCAGAAAGACCCUAUCCAACUCUGAUGAUGAUUGUAUCGAUAAAGCGAGAGAAGAAAAUUCUAGUGACAUUGGCCAGCCAAGCCCUGUGCCAGACGCUGAAGUUGCGUCUACCAGAUCUGUUAAUGGGGCCCAGAGUGAGGUUGAAUCAAGUUGCUGUCUCAUAGAGGUUUUGGAAGCUCAAAAUGAAUACAGCAGUGAUGGAGAGACGACAAUGUACUCCGCGGAAACUGCUGAAAGCAGAAACUAUCCAAGUCCUAAAGGGGGAAGGUUUCAUCAAGUAGGAAGAAGCCAAAGUUGUGUUAACUACAAUAGAUGGGGGCCGGUUUCAAAAAACUCAGCAGCUCGUAGGGCUAACCAAGAACAAAAGAGGAACAUUAUGCAAGGAAGAAAGGUCUACUCCCAAGGGACAACUUCACAAAGGAGUAAUGACUAUUACAGCCCGACAGUAUCUUCAAUCAUGAAGAAACGGAACAACAUGGAGCCACAAAUCAGACCACCACGUCUAAGUGCAGGAAACUCAUCACCAAGAUGGAUGUUUUGAUUGAUAAAUUCUGAAAAAAACUCAUUCUUUAUACCACUCUCCUUUUUUGAGCUUAUAUGAGACUACAUUGCAAAGAAAUUAAGAAAGCUGGAGAAAACUCGAGCAAAGGCAGCUUACUGAUUUUCGAUAGCAGGUGCUACAGGUUAUUGUUCUUCCACUGGAACUUCAAUGACAUUCUGUGGACUUUAUGUUGGAGAAAAGAUCUCAGAGGCAUCUUCAACAGUCCCAACAUUUUCACCAGUUAAGGAUUGGCUAGUAACUGCUGCUUAUCAGCAAAAUAGAUGAAUGCAACAUAGAAUUCAAGUGUGACAGGAAGUGAAACCAAAGCAAAUGUUCAAUACUGUGUUCUCUGAGAUAAAUAAUACUCUGGAAAAGUGACUUGCUUUUUCUGAAGGUUAAAUUGACAA
Molecule: messenger RNA, 2382 nt
Organism: Solanum tuberosum (potato)
Lineage: Eukaryota; Viridiplantae; Streptophyta; Magnoliopsida; Solanales; Solanaceae
Exons: 2
Coding region: 368-1975 (535 amino acids)
Source: RefSeq, a predicted model, not a curated record